Messenger RNA from Coregonus sp. 'balchen', 2185 nucleotides. Lineage: Eukaryota; Metazoa; Chordata; Actinopteri; Salmoniformes; Salmonidae. The record is from the annotation of a GenBank genome assembly.
AUGAGCACGGCCAACAUCCACGCUGGCUCUGCCUUUCUGGCCACCGGGGGCGUCUGCAUGCUUGGGGACCUGGGCCACUAUAGGAAGAACAAGAUGGAUGCCCUUCAGUCAGGUGCUGAGCCCUGCUUACCUUGUAGCCUGGGGGCCAGUCUGAUUCAGCUCUAGCUAAUGCGUUGUCUUGUCAAAGCAAUGCAGCAAUGAAGAAACAUUAUGGCACCUCCUGUGAUACACAACGUGUAGAGUAGGUUAUUUGAGUGUAUGACUCUAGGGAUUGGUCUCGGCAUUGGGCCUCUGUCUUCAGUCCACCCCAACACAGUUAGUUCACCUUUGACCGCUCUCUUUCCCCACCUUCUUCUAGCUCUGGAGAGUCGGACAGUGUCUGUGAUCAUCCCAGGGUAGACGUAUGGAGAAGAUGCUGACCAACAGAUCUCCUUUCCCAUCCAGUGCAGCUUCUGCGCCCUGGCAGAGUCCACAGCCCCCUCAAAGAAGACCAUCAGGACUGACAAUGUAGUGCUGGGAACAGCGGUGGGUCAUUGUUGGCUUUCACUGUGUUGUUCAAUUUACAUUAUGAUUCAAAAGUAUUGGACUACAGCACUUGAUAAAUCUGAGUGUAGUCUCAUGUGGUGAUUCUGCAACAAUGCAAUUCCAUGUGAGCAAUUUGAAGCCUUUUAUCAUAUCACACAAUGCCAAUAGAACUCAGCACUGGCAAAGACAAUGUAUUCCGGAUUGCAGAAAUAUCAAAUCUCUCAGAGCCAACUGUGUAUUUAGGCGUGUGCUUUAUGUAGGCAAAACAGGAACGGAAGACUAUUUACUCUCUCCAGAGGAAGCAGUUAAUUGCUCCCAUUCAGAGAACAGGAUACCGCCCAAACAAACCCAGCCCAAGAAUAGACAAUGCCUUCAGCGCCAAUUUAGGAUGGACAAGAAACGGUAAUACUGUAGUGGUAAAUAUAGUACUGGUGAAUACAGUACUUCCAUGUUAAGGUAGUAGGUCAAAGUAUUUUUACACAAGGGGGAGGCUGCCCAGUCCUGGUCCAGGAAGGCUACUAUUCUCCUCUGAAGCUACCAGCCACAUGAAAACACGUUGACCAUUGUGUAGGACAUGCGCCCGGUCCCUGCCCAGCUGGCUGAGGCCUUUGGCCUGGUGAUCCAGUGUCGGGAGACGGGGGAGAGCACGCCCUGCUCGCCCAGACGGUGCACACCCUCAGGCAGGCAGUGCAGCCCAGAGAGCCCCUCUACCCAUCCUGCAUGCAGUUCACCACACAGGACUACCAGGAGGUAAACCAUACAAUACUGUACAUACUACAGUAUAUGAUGGUAAUUGACACCAUCUCCUGUAGCAUAUGAUGCAUGCAAAAUACAUAUGCACACCAUUACAGUAAAUGCCCCCAAAGUGCUCUGUGACAGACAACAUUUGGACUCAUCUUUGGUAGUGCUCGGUUGUUUACACUGGGGGGACAUGGUGCUCUCCUUCCCAUAGAUCCAGACAGAUCUGAGCCCUGGAGCAGAGAAAAUGAUUGAAGUGUACUAAUGUGGUAGCAGUCGUUCAAUCUUCUCGGUGUAACAGUUGGGAUAAUGGGACAAUACGGAGUACAACACAUUUCUCAUCCCUGGAUUGAGGUACGUUUUCUGAGCCAUAUGUUGGGCCGGGCUCCGCGGUGUCUUAAUCUACACAGCGCCUGCGAUUUAGCAGUGUUCUCUGUAAUCCCAUAUUUGUCCACAGGGUGGCACACCAUCCUUCAUUUAUUGAGCCUGUAAUUGUGUACCUGACUCCAAAGACUAUUAUUCAUAGUUUGGGAAAUCUUUUCAUUGUCAGAUUGUGUGAAAAGUAACAGUAAAAAUGAACCCCAUUUCAUCGAGGGCACGAUAUAAAGAAGGCAAAUCAUUAUGAUCUGAAAGCCUGUUCCCACACUGUAUUUGCAAUGUAUUAUUCUGUUUAUCUUGUGGUUAUUGUGCAUUGACAGUUAAUGAUUCCUCACAGAAAAUUCUGCUUUUCCUCUUCAAAUUGUGAUAUCUUUGGGCAACAGAAUCACAAUCAAUAUAUUUAACUUCCACAUAAUGUCCCUUUUAAGAUAAAGUAUUAUUUUACUUAAAUUGGUGUUUGUCUCCCAGGAUCUCCCUUGCUGAGGCCCACAGUAAGCUGUGGCUGAGGAGCAAGUUACUGGAAGAUGCAGUGAGCGCCAUGUGA